UGCAAAGCGGAGCGCCUCAUUGCCAUUGCACGUCGCGCACCCGAGGCAAGGAACUCCGCAGCGCGCAGCAGGGCGCCUCAUUGCACGUCGACGCGCGCAUCGGAGGCUGCCCGAGGCACAACAAGGCACUCCCACGUCUGCCGCGCUCACACCACAAGCUGCCCGCGUGCCAUUAUGGCGGACCUCCGGGAUCAUCUCCCACCAGCACCAGCGCCGGCGCGAAGGGGGAAGAGCCGCCGCGAGCUCCGCUACAGCCAGGACUCCUUCGCCCAGGAGCAAGCGGCCCAGAUUUUUGGACAGCUCGCCGAGCUGCUGAGCAAGGAGAUGGACCGGCGGGCGGGCGGUUUUGGGAGCACCUACUUCGGCGGGCACGUGACUCCUGCAACAAUAUUCAAGCGUUUAGACAUCGACGACAGCGGGCGGAUUAGUACCGCGGAGUGGCUUACCGUACUAAGGAGGGACCUCAAGCUCCCCCUGCUCAAGUUCACGGACGAGGACCUCUGGAAGUUGUACGACGCGAUCGACGCCGACGGCACGGGCUGGAUUUCAUUAAGGGAAUUUGCGGACUUCGCUAGAAAAACACCAUACAACACUCAGUUCAAGCACCAGCAGAUGAUGCGCCAAGCGAGAAAACCCAAGGUCAUAAUGCCGGAGGUGACGAAGGCGCCCGCGAAGGGGCCCGACCAGAUCGUGCCGCCGCCGCCCGAGCUCGUGCGAGCUUACGUAACACCACGUCAAGGAAAACCGUGCGCGGGCAACUACACUUCGUCAGGAGACUGGUCCCGGCUCUGGUGGCUGCCAAGAUCGGGCGACUGGUCAGCGCGCGGUAAGCAAGUCAAGGUCACGAUCCAAUCCCAGCAGAUGCCGCAUCUUUUCUUCGCGCCCAAAGGCGACUGCCCGGAGAAGGGCUGGCCGCUCCUAGUUUACUUGCAUGACGAGGGCCGCAGCGCGGGCCGCGCGCCUUUACGAAGCGUCGCGCUCGAGGGCCCGCCGCAGCGCUGCGGCCGCCAGCCGGCCGCGGAGACGUCCUUCGUCGUCGUCUCGCCGCAGAAGCCCAUGGACCUGCCCUGGACGGAGCCGACGGUCGCGGCCAGCGUCGUAGCGUUAAUAGAGACGCUCUGCAAGGACGAAGGCCUCUGCGACGCGAAGCGCGUCCACCUGACGGGCAUCGGCGCCGGCGGCUCGGGCUGCUGGGGCCUCGGCGCCGCGACCGAGUACUGCAAGCGCUUUGCGUCGAUAGCGCCGGUGCGUGGAGCGCUCCGGAGCGUCGGGCUGCGGCGCGCGCCGGAGGUCCUGCGCGACACGAACAUCUGGGCUUUUCAUGCUUGGAACGACGCGACGACGCCCGUCGCCUUCACCGAUGUAAGUGUGGGCGAGUGCGCCCGCCGGACGCGCGCGGAGAUCAAGUACACGCGGCCGGACCACGGUCCCGCGGACGACCCUGUGGCCGCGCUGCUGCCGGGCGAGGCGGCGCCGAUGAAGGGCGAGUCGACGCACGUGCUCGCGUACUAUCCGCCGCAUCUUCCCGCCUCAUCAAAACCGCCUUUAUACGAAUGGUUCCUGGCGAACCCGCGCCGGAAGAUCAGAACGAAGGCGCGGACGACGUUCGCGCGGCUCGCCGACCCGCUCGUCUGGCAGGGGCGGCCGCGGCCGCGGUCGGCGCCCGCGGCGCGGCGCCGGCCGCGCCAGGCCUGGACGGCCUUCCACGGCGAAGUUGGGUCCCCCGGUGGCGGCGUCGACUCGGGGCCGGCCUUCUCGCGGCCCGACCGGGGACGGGCACGUUCGGCGCUCGCCCGGAGACGCCGCCCCGCGCCCUUCCACGAGAAGUACGACAUUCCGCGGGACCAGCGGCUGCGGGAGAACCGUAUAAUUUGACUGUUUUCGACUCCCUCUAUUGUUUUCGAGUUGCGCUAGUAGGACUACGCUAGUCAUUAGGCUGUCACACGCACACGACUUUGCACCUCGUGCUAGCCCUCUGUGCUUUCCUGGAACAAGAGAAGCUUUCAAUUACGCAGAAGACCAUCCCAAAAAUCGUUCAGCAGCUGGGCACCAUCAGGCAAGCCAUGUGGCGGCACCUGCUCUUUGCUGCAAGCUGCACAGCAUUAGUUGCCCCCCCGUCGGGAACCCGGCAACCGAUCCGAUGCAGCGCCGUACCACAACGAACCGCACCGAAGAAACCGUCAAAGGCCAAGCUCCGGCGCAUGGCCCGCACCUUGUACGUGCGGGGCGAGCGCUCUGCCGCGCGGGGCCACACGCGGUCGGCGUGCGACUUGUAUAGGGAGUGCCUGGAGCUCACGCCCCGGGACUCCUACGCGUGGCUGGCCCUCUGCAAGGUCAUGCAGCGGACGAACGCCACAGCACACGAAAUACGCGGCACGUUUGCGCAAGCGGACGAAUGCAAUUCAGUACACAUAGCCCACGCCUGGGCGCGCUUCGAAGAGGACGAGGGGCACGUCGAAGACGCGCGACACUUGUACGAGCGGGCGUUAACUUUGGACCCCGACUCGGCCUACGUAAGACACGCAUGGGGAUUACUGGAACGCAAGCACAACAACCCAACGAGGGCCCUCGAGAUCUUCGAGGGCGGGACGGACCAGCGGGGUCUCCUGGCCGUGGCGGCGGCGGAGACGCGAUUCCAUGGAGACGAGCGCGGGCUCCGGGACGCGCUGCUCGAGGUGCUGGGGACGUCGCCGUCGAGGCAUGAUGCUGUCGCAUAUAGAGCCUUUGCGCGCGUCGCGCGGAGCCCGGGCGAGCGCUGUGCUGCGUUAAGACGCGCGCUGGAGGUGGACGACUCGCACACGUGCGUCGCCGAAUUGUCCGACGCGCUGGCCGAUGAUGCUGGGGAUGUUGAUGGCGCUAGACGAGUAUUAGCCCAGUUCCUGGAGCGGAAGCACCCCGACUCGAGGGCUUAUCUAAGCGCCGCGCGCAAGCUCGCCAACUUGGAACAUGCGAACGGAGAUCUGGAAAGGGCGACGCACUUCUACGAGGCCGCCCUCGACGGGCGGGACGUGAUCCCGCCGGUGGGGGUCUUCCUGGACGCGGCGCGGUGCGCCAUAGAUAGAGGCGACGACGCGGGCGCGCGCAAGCUGUUAACGAGGGCGACGCGCGCGCACCGCACGAAGGGGAGACCUCAUAUCAUGCUCGCCGACCUGGAGCUGAGAAGGCAGAACUACGAGGAGUGCGAGCAGAGCCUGCAGGCGGCGAUAAAGGCCGACGCGAGCGACGGGUCGGCGUUCGUCGCGCUCGGCGCGUCCCGUUUGAGAAGGCGCGACGUCGCGGGCGCCCGGGACGCCUACCGCAGCGGUUUGAAGGACCUGAAGUCCGAUACGAAAGCGUACAACCGCUGGGCGCCGUCGCUCUGGGUCGCCUGGGCAACUUUGGAAGGCGACCGGGGGCGGUACGACGAGGCCGCGACGUUGCUGGACGCGGCGCGGCGCUGGCUCUCGAAACAUGCGCGGCGCCGCGAAGACGUGGCCUACGUCUACCACGCGCGCGGGUCCCUGGAUCUGCGGCGGAGACGGCCGCGCGACGCCGAGGCGGUUUUUGAAGAGGGUCUGCGAUUACUACCUCCCUCGAAGACGACGGGGCGGCGGGACCGAUCAUCAAGCUGUCUUUUGUUGGGCCUCGCCAAGGCCAAGCAGCGCAUCGACGACGAAGAUUAUGUAAGGCACGCGUCCUCGGACCUCGCGCCGCGCGCCGCGGCGAGGCUCACGGAGCGGCGGAACCGGCCCUUCGCGCGCCGGACGUCACCAAAGACGGCGCGCGACUGCUUCGACGCGGCGGCCAAGGCCGACGCGUCGCACGGCGAGUGCUGGCGCGACUGGGCCGCGUACGAGCUGUCGCAGGGCGCGUCCGACGACGCCGCAUCUUUAUUGGCGGCGGCGGUGCGCGCGGCUUGCGUGCCGGCCUCCGUGGAUCUGGCCUGCGCGCACGCCGAGGCGUUGCUGUUCCAAAGGAGUGAUGACAGAGAGCGGCUCCAGGCCGCGCGCGACGUGCUCGAGGCCGCGCUGGAGCGCUACGCGCAGAAGAUCUGGCGCAAGCAGCGCGCGUUCUCCGACGCGAACGUGCUCGUGUGGUUCGAGGCGGCGUUGGAUGGCGCCUCGGACCGCAUCGCGCGGAAGGCCCGGGACGACGCGGGCGAGCUUUUAGCGAGAUGGGCCGACCUCGAGAUCAAGAACGCGCCGGGCGGCGGCGACGCGUCGAAGCUCGCGGCGCUGGCUUUGUUGGCCGCGCCGCGGUCCGCGACGGCGCUCCUUGCUUCAGGUUCUGUCUGCGAGGCAAAAGGUGAGUUUCGCGAGGCCGCGGAAUUCUUCGCCGAGGCCGUCGACGUCCGGCCCGACCAGGGCACGGCCUAUUCUGCUCUGGCGCGCGCCCAGAAGGCGACGGGCGAUUUAGGUGGGGCGCGAGCAACCCUCGCGCAGGGCAUCGAGCACGCCCCGACCUUUGCGCCGCUCUGGCACGAGGCGUCCGAACUGGCGGCGAUGGUCGGCGACCUCGCCUGCCUCGCGGAAAUGAACGCGCGGGCGCUAGAGCUCUUUCCGAACGGCAUGUAA
Messenger RNA from Pelagomonas calceolata, 4553 nucleotides. NCBI's taxonomy places the organism in Eukaryota, Pelagophyceae, Pelagomonadales, Pelagomonadaceae. The record is from the annotation of a GenBank genome assembly.